AUGGCGUACAAUAAUCGCAUGAGCCAACAAUUCCACGGCUCCCAGCAGCAUGGUCGGGGCCGCAAGAAGGAGGAUGAAAACGAUGCUUUGAUGCGCCUGCCCGAUAAAGAAAUUGCAGGUUGUAUUAAUGACAUUGGCAUCCCAUUCACGGCUGCCGAUCUGAUCAAGCCAAAUCCUCAGCAGGUCCAAAUGGUGUUGGAAUGGUUUGCAGAACUUCUUAUGAACACUACCCGCGAUACUGUCGAGCCGGCGAUGCGUGCUGCGGCGGAUGAUGUCUGCGGCGAUUUCCCGGACAUUGUGCCUACGGAUACACGGAACUUGAUGGGUUUCUUUGCUAAUUUGAGGAGGUUGAUGUUGGAGUGCGGCGUAAAUGACUUUACGUUCACUGAUCUGACGAAACCUACUCAUGAUCGCCUCAUCAAAAUAUUCUCAUACCUCAUUAACUUUGUCAGAUUCCGAGAGUCGCAAACAGCCGUUAUCGACGAACACUUCAACAAGACGGAGAAAACGAAACAACGGAUUGAUACCCUCUACGGGGAGAACCAGGAUAUGGAGCAACGACUUGAAGAGAUGCGCCGAAGCCUCAAGGCCAACGAAUCGGAAGUUAAGGAAAAAAUGAGACGAAACGACGAACUCAAGGUUCGCCUACGGCAGCUGGGCAUUGGCCAAGAGCAGGUCGCUGAAACUUUAGAACGAGUCAAAGCCGAGAAAGGAAGGCAGCAAACUAAGCUGAAAGAGAAGAUGGAGAGAACGGUGAAAACCCGACAAGAGGUCGAUAAGCUGCAGCCAUACGUGAUGGAAAGCCCCGCCAGCCUUCAGUCCACGCUCACCGAAUUAUCGGACAACCUUCUACGGGAGAAGGCCCAGAUUGAUGCUAUGGAGAAACGAGCCCGGGCCUUGCAGACCUCGUCAGACACGUUCACUGUCGUCAGCAAUGACGUGCAAGCAUGUGUCAAGCUCCUUGAGGAUGUUUCUGUGGAGCUACAUAAAGAGGAUGAUGAAGAGCUUCGCGCUUUGAGAAACAGGGAGGCUAUUUCGGAAAGGGGCAACAAUGUCAGGGAAGUCGAGCAGACGGAAGGCCUGCUACAGCGGCAGCUAUCCCGAUGGAAUGAAAGGAUUGAAGCGUUACGAAACAAUGCACGUGGAAAGGCGGAGGUGGCCCAGCAGCGGAUGGAGGAGCUUCGAGAGGUACAGAAAGAGCUCCGGGAAGAGCGAGGAGAGAAACAGCGCGACAUGGAGCGAAGGAGGAUCAGGAUCGAGCAAACUGAGAAAAAGAUGGCCGACUUGAAAGAAAAUAUCGAAAGCGAGGUCCAGAGUGCACAUGAUGAAUAUCUCAAGCUCGAGUCCCAUAUCAAGCUUUACGUCACAGAGAUGGAGAAGAGUUUAUAA
This is a messenger RNA of Aspergillus puulaauensis, 1389 nucleotides long. It is a transcript of the gene nuf2, whose product is annotated as kinetochore-associated Ndc80 complex subunit NUF2. Gene Ontology annotation, cellular component: kinetochore; Ndc80 complex. The transcript has 4 exons. Bases 1 to 1389 code for a protein of 462 amino acids. Lineage: Eukaryota; Fungi; Ascomycota; Eurotiomycetes; Eurotiales; Aspergillaceae. The record is from RefSeq and is a predicted model, not a curated record. Gene Ontology annotation, molecular function: protein-containing complex binding. Gene Ontology annotation, biological process: meiotic chromosome segregation; kinetochore organization; mitotic spindle organization.